AUGCCCGGAAUUGACGCGACCUUGCCCAUGCGAGCCCUGCCAGUGUCGAAUGUUGAUCCUUUUUGGGGAGCCAACGGGCAGUUCACGGGUUACGAAUUCGACUCCAUGGAAUUUUCUUCACUGUUGACACCAUUCCUGGAGACCCUAGAUGGCCUUGCUGGAGUCGACGACUUUUCCUCCUGUAGUCCAUCAGGCACUGACGCCUCCGAGAAUCUCGAAUCACAAAGAGAUGACCAGAUGCAAGGUAUCUCAAGCCAAGUUGACCCCGGCAUGAUCUCGGUGCACCGAGCAUCGAGGACCAUCGAAUCGCCGAAGGUCCCUUCACCAAACGAGGUGACUAGUUCACUCGAUGACCUUUUGCUUCAGUACGACCAAGAGUUCUGCGUACUCCCACUGACAUCUGAUUUUGACGCCAACCCUUUCAGAUGCGGGUCCUUGAAGUGGAAGAAAUCCGAUAUUCUCCUCCACUCGAUUCUCGCAUUAUCCUAUCGGCAUAUCAAUAGGGUCACAGGGAAGUGUGGAAGAGAAGCUAGCCAGCACAAAACGACUGCUUUAAAAAUGCUUGAAGAGAGGCAAAGGAGUGGACAUACUCAGAGUGCAGAGAAUGGCCUUCUUGAAGCGGUCCUCAUUUUAUUCACUCUCAACUGCUCUUUAUCCGCGUACGGCUCGUGGACGUCGCAGCUUCACGCUGCACAUCGGGUUCUCACAACAUUUGAUAAGUCUGGAGGACAACGAACGCCUAGAGUAGAGGCUCAGAUUUCAAUGCUCAUUUGGUGGGACGUGACUUUAGCUCUGACAACACGAAAGGGUUGCGUCCUACCUCACACAUAUCAUUCCAAUUUGCACUAUCAGACUCCCGAUAAUGAAAAGGCAUUCUACAACGUAUCUGGCUGUCCUGAAGAGCUCUUCGGAUACAUGACACGUCUAGCAAUGUACGCAAGAGAAUUCGAGCUCGCCACCACGAUGACAUGCGUUACGUUUGAUACAGGUCCUGUCCUGUCGGUGGAGCAAGCUAUCAAAGACUGGAGGGCACCGGCAUAUUCGGACUGCAUUGAUAUCGAAACUUUGGAGAACGAUGGCUCCCAAAACGUGGAUCAGCAGGAGAUUGAAGAAGCAUUGAACUACAAGCAAGAUUUACACCACUGCGCCGAAGCGUGGAGAUAUGCUCUGCUUCUUUACAUUGAGAGAGUAUUCAAAUGGGACCGGAAAUCUACUUCCCUUCCAGUUUUAGUUUUGCUGGCCCGAAAAGCUCUCAACCAUGUGAGCUCGUGCCGGCGUGGCACCAUGCUGCAAAAGCAACUCCUGCUCCCAACAUUCUUGGCAGGGUGUGAAACAACGAAUCUGGAGCUGAGAGAACAGGCGAAGCAGUAUUGCGAGUGGUGGAAUGAUAAGACAAGGUAUGACAUGUUCUUGACAGCUGCCGCUUUUCUCGAGGAAGUAUGGGCAAAAUAUGGAACCGGAAGUUGGUGGGGGUCUAUCAUGGACGAGAAGUGUCAGCCAGGGGCACAUGGAUACACGCAAAAUCAGUAUCUUCUAGGAUAA
Molecule: messenger RNA, 1542 nt
Organism: Colletotrichum siamense
Lineage: Eukaryota; Fungi; Ascomycota; Sordariomycetes; Glomerellales; Glomerellaceae
Exons: 4
Coding region: 1-1542 (513 amino acids)
Biological process (GO): positive regulation of transcription by RNA polymerase II
Cellular component (GO): nucleus
Molecular function (GO): DNA-binding transcription factor activity; transcription cis-regulatory region binding
Source: RefSeq, a predicted model, not a curated record